Penicillium riverlandense is the source of this 204-nucleotide messenger RNA. RefSeq lists its product as uncharacterized. The transcript has a single exon. NCBI's taxonomy places the organism in Eukaryota, Fungi, Ascomycota, Eurotiomycetes, Eurotiales, Aspergillaceae. The coding region runs from base 1 to 204 and encodes 67 amino acids. The record is from RefSeq and is a predicted model, not a curated record.
AUGACCACGCCCCGACGUGACCAGGAUGGUGAUCAGUCGCCUCUCGAACCCAAAGCACCGGUCCGAUACCCUCGCUCGUCUACGGCAUGGCACAAAAGACUCCGACAGCGUUCUCAACUCGUCUCUAUUGUGACUCGUCACGACGCGAAAGACGCCCACAAAAACAACCGGUCUCGGUCUGAGUCGUCAUCAGACUCCGCUUGA